Messenger RNA from Epinephelus fuscoguttatus (brown-marbled grouper), 1319 nucleotides. RefSeq lists its product as uncharacterized. The record is from RefSeq and is a predicted model, not a curated record. Lineage: Eukaryota; Metazoa; Chordata; Actinopteri; Perciformes; Serranidae. The transcript has 3 exons. Gene Ontology annotation, biological process: regulation of transcription by RNA polymerase II. Gene Ontology annotation, molecular function: DNA binding. Gene Ontology annotation, cellular component: transcription regulator complex; nucleus. Bases 80 to 1045 code for a protein of 321 amino acids.
UAGUGGGGGUGGGGGCACACACACGCAAACAGAGAGAGGGAGAGGGGCAGAGACGCCAAAACCAGUGGAGUUGUUGAAGAUGGACGACAUGAAGUUGAUUGUGGAAGUGGAGAAGUACAGGGAGUUGUAUGACCGCCAGCACCCAUUCUACAAGGACAACAUGGAAGAAUGCAAGCGGAGAUGGAAACAACUGCGGGACAGUUUUGUGAAAAACAAAAACAAGACUGUACCGAGUGGGUCCGCUGGUGGCAGUCAAAAGGACUGGAAAUACAGCAAUAAUAUGUCUUUCUUACUGCCACACUUGCAGCCCAGAAGCUCUAAAAGUACUCUCCAGCCUGUAGAUCUGAGCGAAGACACACCCGCAGAGCUCAUGUGUGAGGAAGAUGACUUGACAGCUGGACCAUCUGGACUGCCUGCAAGGCCUGGCACACCAGCCACUCCCACACUGAGGUCCAUAUCCUCUUCUCCACAUCCCACAGAUGUAGGACCGAGGUCUACCCAUCAGCUCUCAGAAUUACCAAGGUCUGCCACCCCCCCAACACACCCUAGAGUGCAAGCCUUGUCAUCAGGGGCUGAAACUCACACCACACAACCUGGCAGAAAGAAAAGGCGGGGAUCCACAACUGCAGGGCCUUUAGAGCCAGACCUGCUAGAUAUUCUGACAACCCCUGUGCCACCACAUGUCCCAAAAGAUGAGGAGGAAAUGUACUUUUUCGCCCUCAGCCUUGUCCCCAGGUUGAACCGACUGCCCCGUAGCACUCAGGCAUGUGCACAAAUCCACAUCCUACAGUAUCUUACAGACUUGGAAAAAGAGGAACAAGGUAAGCUUACCCAAGCUUCUCCAUCAGUCACCAGACCAACCCCACUACAUUGGCAGCAGACAACACAGCCACAAAGCUCAGGUUUUCAGGGGUACAAGCCCCGUCACAGUAUCAACAAGGUCCACCCCCGACAACAUAUCAGCAAGCUGCACAACCCCCAGUGUCCCACCACCAGCAGGGACAAUAUCAUGCAAUGCAAACACAGAGCCAACAUGGAGGUGUGAAGAGGUCUGGGUCAAUGCUGGAAGAGCUGGAAGACACCCCCCCCAAAAUCAUUCCACCAUUUUGAGUAAUGGAGGAAAAAUACAAUACUUGAGCCUAUGUAAAUAAAUAUUUGCUGUUGUUUAUAUUUACUCUAAUUAAACAGUUUGUUGUGUUUAAAUUUGUGAUGAUUUAAAUAAGAGGUUCUUAUUUUGUUUGUUAUUUUUUCUAAAUAUUGUGUGUAGGUUUUAGAUUGUAGUUUCUACAAGUUUUGUACAUUUCUUCAUUGUUAAUAAA